AUGCCACCCUCCUGGGCAUCACCUCCCUGGACUAAUGAGAGCCGCUCACGUGAGCUGGAGUUCGUGCUGCUGGGCUUCUCACAUGUGCCCUCCCUGCGCCCAAUGCUUGCAGUGCUCUUCCUGGUCGCCUUUCUGCUCACGUUGCUAGGCAACACACUCAUCUUCAUUCUCACCAGCCUGGACCCAGGCCUGCGAGCACCCAUGUACUUCUUCCUGCGCCAGCUGGCGCUGGUGGAGAUCUGCUUCUCACUGGACAUGGCGCCCCGUCUGCUGGUGACCCUGCUGCGGCCUGGACGCGGGAUGUUCGCCACAAGCUGUGCUCUGCAGCUGCUUCUCGUGCUGUCCUUAGUCACAUCCGAGUGUUUCCUCCUCACAGUCAUGGCCUGGGACCGCUUCCUGGCCAUUUGUAGGCCUCUGCGAUAUGGUGCCAUCAUGAGCUUGAAGCUGUGCCACCUGCUGGCCGCCGCCUGCUGGCUCGCAGGAUUACCAGUAGCUCUCACCCACACCAUCUGGCUCUUUAAUUUCCCCUUCUGUGGGCCACUGGGUAUCCGGCACUACUUAUGUGACAUAGCACCUCUGCUGAGCCUGGUAUGCGCAGACACCAGAGACUUCGAGGCUAGUAUGUUCAUGGUCACAGUGUUAGUUAUCAUAGUUCCCUUCUGUCUUAUAGCUACGUCCUACAUCAUGAUUCUGGCUGCUGUCCUUCGGAUGCCAUCAGCCUCCGGGCGCCACAAGGCCCUGUCCACCUGUGCCUCCCACCUCAUCGUGGUGAUUCUGUUUUACGGCACUACUGGGGUCAUCCAUUUGCGCCCCAAAGCCAGCUACUCUCCUGAGAGCAAGCAAGUGGUGUCCCUGUCAUACACCAUUGUGACUCCCAUGCUCAACCCUCUCAUCUACAGCCUGCGGAACAAGGAGGUCAAGGCUGCCUUCGGGCGUGUCUUCAUUCAGAGACGAGGAACCUUUAUCCCCUGACCUCUAUAUGACUUCAUUUACCCUGUCCUUUGGGGAUCAUCUCUGCCCUAGUUGACUUGAGGAUCUCGAUGUGUGAUAUUAUUUCUUUUCUUUGAAAUGUAGAGACUCCAUAAUCGUCUUUAUUGCCUGCCCAGCUUCUCAUCUUUGGGAUGAUAACUGAACCUUUGCUGAAAACAAGAGUCUGAAGUCACCAUGACAGUUACCUCUCUCUUAGCUGAGCUCCUUCUCCAAGCAAGUCACGUGGUGGGUCCAUAGUUGACCGUCUUCUGAAUGAGGACAGAAAAACAUCACAGAGUUGAUCUCAACAGAUUUGAAACUCAGCUUUUGACCUAUAUUUCAGAAGCUAUACACCUUGACAAAUUAAGCUGAUUUUAAACCACCCAAAUAAAUCACUAUGACCUUGC
Molecule: messenger RNA, 1376 nt
Organism: Peromyscus eremicus (cactus mouse)
Lineage: Eukaryota; Metazoa; Chordata; Mammalia; Rodentia; Cricetidae
Product: olfactory receptor 10A7-like
Exons: 3
Coding region: 1-972 (323 amino acids)
Biological process (GO): G protein-coupled receptor signaling pathway
Cellular component (GO): membrane
Molecular function (GO): olfactory receptor activity; G protein-coupled receptor activity
Source: RefSeq, a predicted model, not a curated record